GCUAUAAUUGCGUCGAAGGCUAGGGGUGAAUGUAACAAAUCACUGCAUGAAAGCACUUUUAAGGGCUUUAAAAGAGAACACGAAUCUCGAGUAGUUAAUUAAUUGCUAAGUAUAUCUGUUUAAUGCAAUCGAAGAUAUGUAAUGCGCUAAAAGCAUCGCAUUGAUUGGCGUUACGUAACUAUCGAGCCUACAAUAUUGGUCGUAAAAAUGAUUGUUAUAAUGACGCCCGUUGGUAUGUCUUCCAAACCGAUCGAAAAUUAAAAUCUGUGCUAUGGUUUUCGCUCCGUGGGCCUCUUUGCGCUUAUUUUGGCGACCGCAACACGACACGAAUAAAAUUGUUUUGGUGUUUACUUUUUCUGGACAGAACUACGUGUUAGCAACUCAUUCUAACGGGAGUGAAGAAAUUAACCCUAAAUUUAUGAGACUUUAAUAGAAGCUAAAUAAUAUGAAGAUGGAUGUUUUUAGAUUAAGAUGUGUUCUUUUGAUAUCUGCGAUCAUAUUCGGCUUCACGUUAAAGGUUAGUGAUGCCGAGAUGAUGAUGACGAUGUCGAAUUCGACCAGGACGACGAGGCCGUCUUUCAACACGGAAACCCGUCUGAUCAGAAACCUCCUGUCACAAUACAGCCGUUACGUGCGACCAGUCUUCAAUGAAUCCACUAUCAUCUAUGUAUAUUAUCAUAUGAGAUUGUCAAGAAUUCUUCAAAUGGACGAACGGAACCAGAUUUUGAUCACAGCGAUGUGGCUCGAACAGAGCUGGAUAGAUGAAUAUCUAACAUGGAAUCCUGAUGAAUACGACAACAUAACCGCUGUUCAUAUUCCUACCACAAUGAUCUGGAUACCGGAUACAGUGCUCUACGAAAGUGCGGACGUCGAAAAGGAGCUGGGGAAUGACGUCAUGCUCACCAAUGCCAAGAUCUUCUACAAUGGAACCGUUUUCUGGCAAGCACCUGCUAUCUUCAAGAGCUCCUGCAGUCUAAGCGUCGAGUACUUCCCCUUCGAUCAACACAGCUGUAAACUCAAAUUCGGCCCUUGGGCCUAUCUCGGCAACGAGGUUAUCAUGAAGAAACAAUCAGACUCUGGUGACUUCUCACAGCUGAGUCCGAAUGGCCAGUGGCAACUUCAGGGGAUGCCCGUUGUAGAGAAUCUCAUCAAGUACGGUUGUUGCCCGAUCCCAUACUCGGAUGUCACCUAUUAUAUCAACCUCAAACGGAAGUCACUUUUCUACGUCUUCAACCUCCUCUUCCCAUCGGUCUUCAUGUCUCUGGUAUCGUUGUUGAGUUUCUACCUCCCUCCAGACUCGGGAGAGAAAGUGGGUCUCAACAUCACCAGCCUACUGUCUCUCGUCUUCUUUCUCCUUCUGGGAGCACAGCUCCUGCCGCCGACCUCGGAAUCGAUUUCCUACCUUGGUAAGCUGUUUUCAACCAUCAUCGCAAUCAUGGGAAUCGAGACGGCCAUCUCCGUAAUCAUUCUCCGUCUUUACCAUCUUCACUUACCCUAUCCUCCGCCUGCAUGGGCCCGGUGGCUCAUCCUCGACAAAGCCGCUCAACUCCUUCGGCUCAAUGGUUGGCGUCACGAAUACAUCGAUGACGAAGGUUCCAUGCUCGAAGUCAUCGACCACGACGCACAAGACCACAAGACGAGUGACCCAUUCGAGUUCGACAAUCGAAAGACAUCGAUGGAGACCAAGGCGAUUGGAGAGAGUCUUCUGCAGAAGCUUGAUAUGAGCCCCGAAGACGUUGCCGUGCCAGAAAUCAAGGAGAAGCAUUCCAGCGAGGAUUCGGACUAUGGUAGUGAGACCAAUGACGACAGCAUGGGGUCAUCGAUCAUGCGCAUUAGCAACUACAUUCGCAGACUGGUAAACAUUUCUCGGAAGAAAGAAGCACUGUCUGCCAUCCAGCAGCAAUGGAUAGAUCUGUGUCUCAUUCUUGAUCGGGUUUUACUCAUUCUCAUGAUGACAGCCCUGUUUCUUGGAUGUAUCAGUAUUCUCUCUAUCAUGUCAAAUCCCGCAUCCCAAGAAGAAUUUGAAAUUUGGUGAAGAUGAGAAUCAAAUAAUAUAGUUACCAUGGUUACUGUGUAUGUAAAUGUAUAUCCAUAUAUCAAUUCAAUUCCAUUCAAACAUUUAUUUUCUUCCAUUUCACCAAUUUUUACAUUUUCAAUCACCGUCACUAAGGCAUCAAACUAUGGAGUGCUAUUCAUUAUUAUGCUUCAUUUCGUGUAGUUUUUUUUAUGAACAAAACUAUACUUUAAGGUCCCGUACAAAUGCGAUAGCUUCUGUCGUGUAGGUAAAGACAGAUUCAGUGAGAUUGUAAUUGUCUUUGGCACGGGAAUAAACGACCAAGUGUUGUUUGUAUAUCGUCACACAUUUCUAUUAUUUAAUAUUAGACAAUGAUGAUUUGUAUGAAAGUGAUUUGAAGUAAGUGAAAAGUGCGAUCAUACAUUGUGUUUUUGUAAAUAGACAUAUUAUAACAAUGUACUAUAUUACCUCUUGAAAUCGAGAAGCUUAACAUGCCGACAUUGAUUUGGGUCUGUAACACUUAGGCCUUUAGUGCCGAGCGACUUGUAAGUAGAAUUGAUUGUUGUUGGUAAUAAAUUAACUCCCAGAGCUAA
Molecule: messenger RNA, 2607 nt
Organism: Lytechinus pictus (painted urchin)
Lineage: Eukaryota; Metazoa; Echinodermata; Echinoidea; Temnopleuroida; Toxopneustidae
Product: neuronal acetylcholine receptor subunit alpha-10-like
Exons: 8
Coding region: 446-2035 (529 amino acids)
Biological process (GO): chemical synaptic transmission; regulation of membrane potential; nervous system process
Cellular component (GO): neuron projection; synapse; postsynaptic membrane
Molecular function (GO): transmembrane signaling receptor activity; acetylcholine-gated monoatomic cation-selective channel activity
Source: RefSeq, a predicted model, not a curated record